GGCAAUCACUUUGAUCAGUAUGAAGAGGGGCACCUGGAGAUAGAGCAGGCGUCUCUAGACAAGCCCAUCGAAUCGCCCAGUUUUUAAAGCCAGGAUAAUAUUGGACAUCGCUUACUCCAGAAACAUGGGUGGAAGCUGGGCCAGGGAUUGGGAAAGUCACUGCAGGCGUUAUGAUCCUGGACUUGUUGUGGUGAUGGUAAACUUAGCAGUGGUAAUUUUUUAUUUUCAGACUGAAUUACUCCUUUUGUCAUCAGUGCACCAAUGUUAGGCUUACUUUCUCUGUUGUAGCCAUCAUCCUUCUGCUUGGUCUUUCAUUUUCCUUUCCUUUCCUUUCUUUAUGCACACUUGUCUGAUCCUUGUUCAUUAAAGGGUAUUGCUAAGAAGGGAUGUUUCUGUUUGUGUUAGAACUGCCAAAAUCAGUUUAAACAUAAAUUUUUAAUACUGUCCAAACUUGAUUUUUUUUUUCCCCCCAACACGAUGGGCACUAGCACUUGCUACUGCAAUUUCCAAAUAGAUUUUGAAUUUAAAAAAAAACAACCCAAAAAACUUUGACUGCCUUAGAAGGCAAAAGUACUGAUGCAUUGUUUGUAUACAGGGGUUUACCAGGGCAAUGAGGCUGCAUCAAAAGAUCUCAAUUGCUGGAGAAACAAAACAAAAAUGAACCAAAAAUUCCCAAAACCAAAUCAAACCAAACAAAAAAAAGAAAAGCUUGAAAAAAAAAUUGAGAAAUAAAUUGUUGGCACUUGGUGCCAGCCAUUCCAUUUGGGUUCACCAUUUACCAGUAAAUCCCUGGCUGAGACGUUAUGAAAGUCAUACUGCACCUAGGAAGUCAUUUUUAUAACCUGUCUUUAAUUUGGUCCUUUUGCUAAAAAUUGCAGUCACUGCUUACUGUAUUAUACCAUUGGGCAUAAGAGAAACUUUGUCAAAGAUGAUUAAAUACCCAAAGGAAAGCUCAAUCCAAACCAUUUCAGAUCAAUGUGAUCACUACUUUUGGAACUGAUGGAUACCUGCCCAUCAGAUUCCUGGACAUAGCAACAAAACCAUCAAGCAAUUAAUUAAAUGGAUUUAUUUCUGAAUAAAACCACAUGUCUGUACUUUAAGCUUCAAAAGCCCCUCUGGGGCUGCGUUUUUGGCAGGAAUUAUGGCUGAUGCUGGCAAAAAGUUCACACCUGUCCAGGUUUUCUGAGGCAGUUGUAAAGACUUUAACCUUUUGUACAUGUGGAUGGCAGUGGAAUAUUUCUGCUUGAUGCCAACCUGUCUGUCUUUUAGCCCAAAGGUAUAAUACCUGUGUAUGUGUGUAUAACAAAAGAGUUGUUUACACCAAACAAGAAGGCAAAUAAGGAAAGUAAACAUUCUGUUUUUUCACUCAAGGUUUGCACUGGAGAAGGUAAGUACUUUGUCAGUGGGUUACAUCACAACCACCAGUGCCAGUUGUGAUGUAAAAAUCAAAAUAAUGAUAAUUGAAAAUCAAAAAAAAAAAAAAAAAAGCUGUGGUAGUAAAGUGCUUGUCUGCCCCAUUUUGCUUUGUUUGGCUGGUUAUGAGUGGAUUAAAGAUAUGUUUAAAAAAAAAAAAUCUCCAGCAUAGUUUGAUUAGUUCAAAGUCAAUUUUCUUCGCAACCAGUCCUUUUCACAGCUUACAGGUGACACGGCGGGGCCAGAGCAUCGCUCCGGGGCUGCGGGAGCAGGGACCAACCCCGGCCUGCACCGGCUGGUUGGGAUGAGGGAAGUUUGGCUUCUGUGCCAUCCUUCGCCUUAGCAUUCCUGACUCCUGGGGAGGGCAAACGCUGGUGGGAGGGAGGCUUCCACAUCCCUUACGGGGAAGUUCUAAUCGAUUAUUCAUGAGCUGCAAGAGUGAAAUGUGAUUAGCAGCUUCUUCACUCUUAAGGGAGGAUGAGGAGCCUGAUGUGGAAGCCUUGAGGAGAAGGCUCAAGUCCUGUUAUCAGCCCUGCCCCAGGGCUGGUCAUGGGGGGAACAUUAACUACGAGAAGCUUUUACAUGAGCAGUUAAUGUUCAGAAAAUGCAUUUCUCAUCCUGGGUGCCAUUCGGAGCUGGGCGCAGGGUUGGCUGUAAGCUGUGAGAAUGGCUCGUGUUUGGUUCACUGUAGCUUUCUGGUCUCUGCACUCCAAGGCAAGAUCUCUAACCACCCAAACCCAAUGUGUACAGUGAGCUGUGGUUCUGGGCUUAUGCUGACCCCUCUCUGUGUGUUCCUCUUCCAGGGAGGACAGAUCCCAUCCCUAUUGUGGUCAAGUAUGAUGUCAUGGGCAUGGGCCGGAUGGAGAUGGAGCUCGACUACGCCGAGGAUGCCACAGAGCGGAGGCGAGUGCUGGAAGUGGAGAAGGAAGACACCGAGGAGCUGAGGCAGAAGUACAAGGAUUAUGUUGAUAAAGAAAAGGCCAUUGCCAAGGCUUUGGAAGACCUCAGAGCAAACUUCUACUGUGAACUCUGUGACAAGCAGUAUCAGAAACACCAAGAGUUUGACAACCACAUCAACUCUUAUGACCAUGCUCACAAGCAGAGGUUGAAAGAUCUCAAGCAAAGGGAAUUUGCUCGCAAUGUCUCGUCAAGAUCCCGGAAAGAUGAGAGGAAGCAGGAGAAAGCCCUGCGGCGCCUGCACGAGCUGGCUGAGCAGAGGAGGCAGCCUGAGUGUGCUCCUGGAAGUGGGCCCAUGUUCAGGACCACCACGGUGGCUGUGGACGAGGAAGGAGGUGGAGACGAUGAUGAUUCCGCGGCCAACAGCGGCUCCUUCAUCCAGACGAGCUCUGGCCAGGCCACAGAGAUGACCACGGACAGAGGCUUCCUGAACACUGGACAAGGCACUGUGGUGCCAGGCCAGACGCCUGCCCAGGGGGCACAGGCCAUCAGCUUUGGCAUUAAGAGCUCUCUGGGAACUCCACUCCAGAAGAUUGGGGUGUCCUUUUCCUUUGCCAAGAAGACCCCAGUGAAGCUGGAGACCAUUGCUUCUGUUUUCAAGGACCACGUGGACGAGUCCAAUUCUGCAGAUGGGGCAAAAGGUGAUGAGAAGGGGUCCUCGGAGGCUGGCAGCCUGCAGAAGUCUGGGGAGGGUGAAGGCACCAAUAAUUCUGAUGGCAAGGCAGAGGAUGAUGACCAGCAUGACAAGGACAGCGGGGCUCUGGCCAGCACCUUAUCCAAACUGAAGAAGAUGAGGCGAGAAGAUGGACCAACAGCCGUGGAACCAGAGUAUUACCACUACAUCCCCCCGGCCCACUGUAAAGUAAAGCCCAACUUUCAAUUCCUGCUUUUCAUGAAGGCUACUGAGCAAACGGAAGCAGAAAAUGUGAACAAAAAAAACGCGCGCGAAGUAAAAAAGGGGAGUCCCCCCAAACGCAAACCUAGCAAGCACACAGAAAAGGCUGCUGAGAGCACGGGUCAGCAGAAGGAGCAGAGUACUACUGAAAGUGCAGCUCAGCAGGGCAAAACAGAACAAAAAGACAUCCCAGAGAGUGAAAAUACACAGGAUAACAAGCACCUUCCAGAGAGCAAUCCCCCCGAGCCAGACGCUGCUAAAGAAGCUCCUCCUCCUGCCUCGGGCUGCAGAGAUGGCUCUGAGGGACCAAAGCAUCCCAUGGGACCUUUUUUCCCUGUUCUGAGUAAGGAUGAGAGCACGACGCUGCAGUGGCCUUCAGAGCUGCUCAUCUUCACCAAAGCUGAGCCCUCUGUGUCCUACAGCUGCAACCCCUUGUACUUCGACUUCAAGCUCUCCCGUAACAAGGAUGCAAAAGGGAAAGGGGCAGAAAAGUCCAAGGAUCCAGGGGGUCUUUGUAAAGACAACACUCAGAGCACAGAAUCUGGUGAGGUGAGCAAAGCCAAGGAGGCUGAAAGUGUAGGGAACAGUUCUGCUCAGAAAAUGGAAAACAAAUCCCAGAGCAAGCAGGAGUCCAGUCUGGGAAGUGUAGGUAAGGGAGAGGGGGAGGACAGCAGUAAGAGUAUAACAGGUAAAAGUAAAUCUGGAAGGUCCCAUAAACACAAAAAGAAAAAGAAGCACAAAAAGUCCAGCAGACACAAACGCAAACACAAGGAGGAAGCUGAGGAGAAGGCCCGGAAAGCUGAGCUGGGGGAAGAGAAACCCAAGAAAAGGAAAAGGCACAGGCACAAAAAAGGUAAAUCCUCCCUUUCAAUGGAGUCAGACCGGGCACUGAAACCUGAACUUUCUGAAGACUGCAGCCAUUUCCAGAAGAAAAAGCGAUGCUCCCAGGAGUCUCAGAGGAAAUCCCUGUCUGCUGAGGAGGGAAGCAGUGGUAAAAAAGAGGAUGGAGGUAAUUCCUGCCAAGAGCACGGCAGCAAAAGACACAAGGCUGAGCUGCAGCAGGUGCCUGGUGCAAGGAGGCGCUGCCCAGCUCUGUCCCAGGCUCGCAGCGGCCACCGGAGCCGCCAGAGCAGCGGCGACUACGACAGUGACGAGGGCUCCCCCAGCAAGCACUGCCGGCAGAAAUCCCCAUCACAGUACAGCGAUGACUACGACUCGGGCAGCGAGCAUUCGCGCAGCCGCUCUCGCUCAGGCCGCAGGCACUCCUCACACAGGUCCUACUCCAGCAGCUCAGACGCGUCCUCGGGGCACAGCCGCUACAGCCGCCACAGGAGCUACUCGGACGACAGCUACAGCGACUACAGCGACCGCUCCCGCUGCCACUCCAAGCGCUCCCAGGACUCCGAGGAUGACUCCGACUACAACAGCUCAAACCACCGCUCGAAGCGGCGCAAAUACUCCUCAUCAGAAGACGACUACAGCUCGAGCAGGAGCCGGUCCAGGAGUCGGUCCAGGAGCCGAACCCACCCUCGAGACAGGUCGAGAUCAAGGAGCCGGGGCAGGAGCUGCAGCAGCAGCUGCAGCCGCAGUCGGAGCAAGAGGAGGAGCCGCAGCGUGACGGGCCGCAGCUGGAAGCGUAGCCGCAGCUACAGCCGGGACCGCAGCCGCAGCACCCGCAGCCACUCGCAGAGGUCCCUGUCACGAAAGGGCUCGCGGGGCCACGAGAGCCCCGAGGAGAGAAGGUCUGGCAGAAGGGACUUCAUCAGGUCCAAGAUCUAUCGCUCCCAGUCUCCUCACUAUUUCCGGACAGGCCGAGGUGAAGGGUCGCUGCUGAAGAAGGAGGAUGGCAAAGGAGAGGAUCUGAAAGGAUCUGGGUCCCUGUCCCAGAACAGCAGCAGCUCUGGCACAGGGCGGGCCUCGGAAGGGGACUGCAGUCCUGAGGAGAGGAACUCCGUCACUGCCAAGCUGCUCCUGGAAAAGGUGCAGUCCAGGAAGGUUGAGAAGAAGCCUUGCGUCACUGAUGAGAUGCUAUCAGGGGCAAACAAGGUGGGUAUAAAGCUCAAAGAUCCUCCCCAGGGCUACUUUGGCCCCAAACUGCCUCCUUCUUUAGGCAACAAACCAGUUCUGCCCUUAAUUGGGAAGUUGCCAACCAUUCGGAAACCAAACUCCAAAAGAUACGAGGAGUCUGGCUUGGAGAGGGGCGAGGAGCAGGAGCUAUCAGAUGCUGAGGAUGGUUCCCAAGGCAUGGAGGAGGGUCAGCUGGCUGGCCAGUCUCUCCUGGAAGAUGUGGUGAUGGUAAUUCAGGAAAAACCUCUGGAUGAGCAGAAACGUGAUGAAGCCUCUGUGGAGAUGCCAUCCCUUCCCUUAGACACGCCUGCGCUCCCUGAGUGCUUUGGCUCUGGAGAUCUGGUCAUGCCACACAACUUCCUCUCGGAUCCAAGCGAUGGUGAUGGGCUGGAGCCUAUCGACGGGGGCAACCAGCCAGUCCCAGUGGAAACCAGUAUGAUGCCUUUAGUUCCAGAUGUUGAGCGCUUUCCUGGCUACGUGCCUCAGAGUGGGGAGCCGAGCAUGGAAGGGGAUCGGGAGGGGGGAGAAGAUUCCUCUCUAGCCCCACUGGAGAGCCAGCCCAUCACCUUCACCCCAGAGGAGAUGGAGAAAUACAGCAAGCUGCAGCAGGCUGCCCAGCAGCACAUCCAGCAGCAGCUGCUGGCCAAGCAAGUCAAGGCCUUCCCCGCCUCGGCCGCCCUGGCGCCGGCCGCGCCCGCGCUCCAGCCCAUCCACAUCCAGCAGCCGGCGGCGGCGUCAGCCACGUCCAUCACGACGGUGCAGCACGCCAUCCUGCAGCACCAUGCUGCCGCUGCCGCCGCUGCCAUUGGCAUCCACCCCCACCCGCACCCACAGCCCCUCGCUCAGGUCCACCACAUCCCCCAGCCACACCUGACACCCAUUUCCUUGUCCCACCUGACCCACUCGAUUAUUCCGGGGCACCCCGCCACGUUCCUGGCCAGUCACCCCAUCCACAUCAUUCCGGCAUCUGCCAUCCACCCGGGCCCCUUCACCUUCCAUCCUGUCCCUCACGCUCUCUACCCGACCCUCCUGGCUCCGAGGCCUGCAGCUGCCGCCGCUGCCACGGCCCUGCACCUCCACCCCCUGCUGCACCCCAUUUUCUCAGGACAGGACUUACAGCAUCCACCCAGCCACGGAACAUGAAGGACAAAAUGAAGGAACCUCGGAGGAAGGAGAAUAGUUGGCAUUUUGGGAAGGGGUCGGAGUCACGCCAGUGGGCAGGUGAGGCCUGAGCAUUUCCUUUCACUCUUGAGCAGCCAAAGAAGCCGGAGGCUCGAGGGUUGGGUUGUUGUUGGCUGUAUCCCAGCGAUGUCUCGCUCUGACUGUGCAGGCAGCAGCACCGCUCCGGAAGAACCAUUUCACCUUUCGAACAGCGAGACACUUGGAAAAGCUUUUUUCCCCUUUGAAUUCUUACACUUGGUCAUCUUCCUUCUGCCACCUUGUAUAUGAUAAAUGAGGUUUCAUACACACUAAUAGGAUCUCUGAAAAUCCUUUUAAUGAGGUCAUCUAAUUAAAAUAGCAUGAUUGAAUCCAGCUUGUAAUUGGCUAUGGAACAUCAGGAGCUGUCAGCUGCAGAGGGGCUGGAGGCCUCAGUUUUCAGGCAUUGCAGGAGGUUCCUUGGCCCCUGCCACUGCACACGUGGGGUUUUCUUGGUGUUAGUAGCAAAGGUGGAAGUAAGAUCUUAGUGUAAAGAGGAGGAGGAGCUCUGUGUGUGUGCCCAGAGCUCCCAUCCUUCUCCAUCCUGCAAUCGCGUUCUCCUGCGCCAGGACCAUGCCUGGAUAUCCCGGACUGGAGAGAGGUUCUCAGGUGGGGUAUUGGGAUUCCAGUCUGGGCUUUGACCACUCUUCUCCUGAAAGGGGGAAAAAAUCACUCUGAAUUCCAUCUUCUGUGGUGUUGGGAAAGAGGCACUGAGAUGGGAGAGAGAAGGAAAAUCCUGUUAGGAAUUGAAGCAAUACAGAGGACAGGGGAACGCAGCCAGGAUGUCAAGCGUGUUCUUUCCUCUGUAACACUGAUGGUUUCCUUAUUAAUUUAUAGGAUUUUUUUUAAUGUAAAGAAUUGCACUGAACUCUGUAAACAAAGAUGCUGCUUUUUGUAGCUCCUAUCAAAGGUUACAUUUGUAGUAUAUCGCAAUAAUAUUUUUUACAGCCAGUUCUUAGUGGUACUUGUUCUGGUGGCUUCUGUGUAAAUAUGUUUGCUGUAGGUGACCCAAGACACUUGUAAAGGUUCAAUUUAUAGUUUAAGCUAGAUGCAGAACAGCUAAGCAUGUAUAUUUUAUCAAGCUCAUGUAUUUUUGAAGUUUUUAUGUACUAUAAAAUGUAAAAACAAAAAAAAAUCUUCAUUUAGAAUUUUGCAGAAGAAAAAAAUCAACAGGUGAGACUUGGGCAAGGUGAGGGGUGUGGGGGUAGCAGUGACUCUGGCAGGUAAUGCUGCAUUCCUCCCUGCCAUAGGAAUGGGCACUGGAGCAGCCUGGGGAGCAGCAGGAAUUCAGGGUCCUCCCAGAGUAUCGAGAGCCCUUUUUUUAUCUUCUUCCUUUUUCCCCUGCUUUGGAAGCACUAAUGUGCACACCCUGCUGGUGCAGGAGGAGCCUUGGGACAGUUCCCAUUCCACACACAGGGUUACCCCAGCUCAGUCCACAAGGGAUUUCCCAGUUCUCCCAACAUCACCCAGCUCAGCUUCCCCAUCCCAGUGCAGGGGAUGAGCUGCUGCUGUCCCCACUCACAGGGCCCUGCAGGUGUCACAACCCUUGGGUCACCACCCCUGCAGGGAGGGGUUGCUGAGCAGUGUGGGGAUGCAGUAUCCCCAUCCCUUUCCCUGUCCCCUCCUGGAGUGCAGCACCAGACCAGGCAGAGUUAAAGGAUCAAAACCCCCUGAGCUCCCUCACCGUGUAAAUGAGAACUUGGAGCAGGUCAGAGUGACAGCAGUCACAAAAAAGGGACUCAAUUUCCUGUAAAUACCAAACAGUUCAGUGUUACUGUCAGAGACGAGUUUCGUAGGGCCCAUCCGUGCCCCGGCCCCAUCACGCUGUGGGCAGGGAUUAUUUUUGGACUUCAGGAUAGUGCUAAAAUAAUUAACCUGUCAUUACUUAACGAGCAUAAACAGACUGUAUUUAACUUUGUCACAUAAGAUAUAUAUAUAAAUAUAUAUAUAUGCUGUAAAAUGAGGGAAAAAACCUUUCUAAUAAACCAAUGAUUUGUGGAAAAAAAA
Molecule: messenger RNA, 8536 nt
Organism: Sturnus vulgaris (Common starling)
Lineage: Eukaryota; Metazoa; Chordata; Aves; Passeriformes; Sturnidae
Source: RefSeq, a predicted model, not a curated record